This is a messenger RNA of Medioppia subpectinata, 1346 nucleotides long. The record is from the annotation of a GenBank genome assembly. Lineage: Eukaryota; Metazoa; Arthropoda; Arachnida; Sarcoptiformes; Oppiidae.
UCAGUUCCCGAGCGUUGAUAAUGAAUGCAAUACUCGAGAAUGAAUUCAUGAAGAACUUAGAGGAAGCGAAGAUUAAAGAGAUAACAGAUUGCAUGUAUCCGACGGAGUACUCAAAAGAUCGCUAUAUUAUCACCGAAGGAGAGGUCGGAUCCAUUGUGUUCGUCAUGGAAGAGGGCAGCGUUGAAGUGACCAAAGGGGGCAAGUUUUUGUCCAAAAUGGGCCCUGGUAAAGUGUUUGGCGAGUUAGCUAUACUCUACAACUGUACCCGAACCGCAACAGUCAAAGCGCUAACUGACUGUAAGCUAUGGGCGAUAGAGAGACAAUGUUUCAAAGCAAUUAUGGUUAAGACGGGUCUCAUCAGACAGAAAGAGUACAUGGAUUUCCUGAAGACUGUUCCCAUGUUAAACAAGUUGGGCGACGAGACUAUCGCUAAAAUAGUCGACGUUCUCGAAGAGACGACUUACCAAAAGGGAGAUUAUAUCAUAAGACAAGGCGGUCGCGGCGACACCUUCUUUAUUAUCAAUAGGGGAACCGUUAAAGUGACUCUUAAAGAGGUUGUGUCGCAAACAGAUAACGGCGAUGGAAUGGAUUUUAGUGUUCCCGAGAAAGUGAUUCGAUGCCUAAAUCGGGGCGAUUUUUUCGGCGAACGAGCCCUACAGGGAGACGACAUCCGCACCGCUAACAUAAUCGCCGAAUCAGACACUGGUGUCAGUUGUCUUGUCAUCGAUAGAGAAUCAUUUAAUCAAUUGAUUAGUAAUUUAGACGAUAUUAAGAUUAAACGAUACGAAGAGGACGUAAUGGAAAGACGAAAAUUGAACGAACAAUACGCUAGCAUUGUAUUAAGUGACUUGAGAAAAGUGGCCACUCUUGGAGUGGGAGGUUUCGGACGCGUAGAGUUGGUUACGUUAUCCAGAGAUCAAACCAAAAGUUUUGCGUUAAAAGUGAUGAAAAAGGCUCAGAUUGUGGAAACACGACAACAACAGCACAUUUUAAGCGAAAAGCAAAUUAUGAUGGAAUCUAACUGUGAAUUCAUUGUGAAAUUGUACAAAACGUUCAAAGAUGCCAAAUAUUUAUAUAUGUUAUUGGAGUCAUGUCUGGGCGGAGAGCUGUGGACUAUACUCAGAGAUCGGGGACAUUUCGAUGAGACCACCACUCGUUUCUAUGUCUCGUGUGUUAUCGAAGCGUUUGAUUACUUACACUCGCGAAACAUCAUUUACCGGGACUUAAAGCCCGAGAAUAUGCUUUUGGAUCAGUUUGGGUUCGCAAAGCUCACAGACUUUGGAUUCGCUAAACGUCUGUUACCGCCCGGGCGUAAGACUUGGACUUUCUGUGGAACGUAUGUUUAC